AUGAGUGAUGAUGAUUCUAAACUGAAUCAAGCGACUGAUCCUUCCUCUUCUUCUUCCACGAGUUCUAGCAAUGAUGAAUUACUUUCAAUUUUAGUCUCAAUGUUUCCGGACAAACCAAUUGACAUCUUGCAUAACGCUUUGAUAAGUUCAUCAAAUGAUAUUGAAUUAGCAUGUUCCAUUAUACUUAGCGAUCCCAUAAAUGCCAUCGACGAAACUAUUGACUCACAUCGUAAUGAAAAGGGUAUGCCUCUCACCGAAUUAAUUGAAAUGUUUCCCAACAUAGAUGCAAACAAGAUACGACUAUUAUACAAAGAUGAGAAGUUUAAAAACGCAGAUGAUUUAAUAUCAGAAUUGUUGAAUUUCGAAUUGUUAUCAAUGGAAGAUAAAAACGAACAAGAAAAUGCUGAAUGGAGUAUAAAAAACAAUGAGCCAAACGACAAGGUAGUUUCUAAAAAAAAUUCUUGGAAUUCUAUGAGGGCGAAUAUCGAUACAAUUGUUCAGUAUACCAUGGUAUCAAAAGGACGUGCAAGAGAAGCAUUUUUGAAUAACCAAUUUAACACAGUACUUGCAAUUAUUGAUAUAAUCAAUAAUCUUCAUCCCAAUGAAAGGAAAACUGAAAAGAUUCUUCCAUUUACGACGGGUAAGAAUCAUUCGUAUGCUGGAAGUCGUGUUCAAACAAACAGAGGGUUUGCUCAUCCGAUGAUAAGGACUAAUAGACAAGCCAACAUGUAUACUUCUUUAACGUCAGACGCUGAACAGCACUCGGAUGAGGAUAAUAAAACAGAACCGGCUCAAUUCAUAUACUCACUUCAAAAUAAAAAAGUGAUUGAAUUGCAGGAGUUAGUCAAUGGAAAUCUCACCUUGAAGAGUAUCAGUCCGAAGUUUUAUCGACAAUGUAUUAUUUACUAUAAUGGAGAUGUCGAUAAAACUUUGGCGCUAGCAUUAUACAUCAUUAAAAAUAACAUGGCGAAUGCAACAUUUACCACAGCAAGGGAUACAGUUGAUAUUAACUUUAUCGAAGUUAAUUAUAAGAAACAACCUAAAUAUGACAGUUACAAGAAAAAUAUGAAGCCUUCUAAUUCCAAACCAGAAACUCGAGGUGCAAGCUCACUGUUAAACGAGCCCAAAGGAAUCAGAGAGGGAACGCAAAUGAUAAGCCGUCUAUUUGAAACUUAUUCUUUAGAUUUCCAUGGAUUUUUGCCAUCCACAGCGGUAGAGUUGUUGAAGAAAGCUUUAGAGAUCUGGUGGGGAGAAGAAUUAUCCGAAAGAGAAAUGAACGCAAAAAGAAGUAUAACAAAUAAUAAAGCCUUGUAUGUGAAGCCACUAACUGUAAUCACAGGGAGAGGAAUGCAUAGUGUCGGAGGUAUAUCCAAAGUAAGAGUACAGGUGAAGAAAUAUUUGACUUCCAACAAUUACAUAUUCUGGGAAGAACCAUCUUUCUUUACAAUAGAGGGUAAAAAAUCUUCUAAAUGA
Naumovozyma castellii is the source of this 1473-nucleotide messenger RNA. RefSeq names its product Cue2p (gene CUE2). NCBI's taxonomy places the organism in Eukaryota, Fungi, Ascomycota, Saccharomycetes, Saccharomycetales, Saccharomycetaceae. The coding region runs from base 1 to 1473 and encodes 490 amino acids. The record is from RefSeq and is a predicted model, not a curated record. The transcript has a single exon.